Molecule: messenger RNA, 561 nt
Organism: Pogona vitticeps (central bearded dragon)
Lineage: Eukaryota; Metazoa; Chordata; Lepidosauria; Squamata; Agamidae
Source: RefSeq, a predicted model, not a curated record
GAGUACAAAAUAAAAUGGCAGACCAACACACCCCUCUCCCCAGAGCAGGAAGAGAUCCAAAUGUUAUCCAGGUAACAAGCCUUGGGACAUGCUCUGAAAGAACAGCGGAGAAGGUCCUAGCAGAUAAGGAGAUGCCCAGCUCCGAUAUGCAGUGCCAGAAAUUCAGGAAAUUCUCCUACGAGGGGGCUAAUGGUCCUCGAGAGGUUUGUACCCAACUCCACCACCUUUGCUGUCAGUGGCUCAAGCCAGAGCAACACACAAAGGCUCAGAUCCUGGACCUGGUCAUCUUGGAGCAGUUCCUGGCCAUCCUCCCCCUGGAGAUGUCGAGCUGGGUGAGAGAAUGUGGAGCCGAGACCACUUCCCAGGCGGUGUCACUGGCAGAAGGUUUCCUGGGUCUGAGUCAGGCAGAAGAGAGAAAGCAGGAAGAGCUAGAGUUGGGAAAUCUCUCUGUAGAAGAUCAGCCUGAUUUCCGCAGAGCAGAGGAACCUCAGCAAGACAGUAAACAGGAUCCUCAGCAACAAGGGAUCAGUCAAGGGAAUGAAGGAGGUGUCCCCUUUAUAG